Molecule: messenger RNA, 1722 nt
Organism: Hydractinia symbiolongicarpus
Lineage: Eukaryota; Metazoa; Cnidaria; Hydrozoa; Anthoathecata; Hydractiniidae
Exons: 8
Coding region: 20-1006 (328 amino acids)
Source: RefSeq, a predicted model, not a curated record
UUUAAGACUGCUAGAAAACAUGACCGCUACUAUUCAAAGAUACUUACUUCAAUAUUAUGCCGAAAUUAAGAGGGAGAAAAAUGUGAUAGAUUUAAAUUGUCGAGAAAUACAGUUGGCUAUUACAAGAUUAGAAAACAAACUUCUGAAAGAUGAUCUGUUAAGGAUGGAGAAAGAGGAGUUGGAAAAGCAAGCUAAACCACGGGUGGAUCUUACUGAAGUGGAUGAGUUAAUAAAGAAAGCGAAAAAAGUGUUUUUGUAUGAUGAACAGAAAGACAAAGGUAAAAUUAUAAAUGAAACGAAGAAAACGAAAAAGAAGAACUCAGUGUAUAAUGCAGAACGAAACGAGCAAAGGUUAAAUAGUGGACAGAAAAAACCUAAUGCGCAGAGUCAAGAUGGCGGAAAAGUAGUGACUUGUAGCGAAGUAGAUUUAAAAGCAAGCACGGUUGAAGAAAAGAGCACCCCCUUUUUUGAAACCACUUUUAAAGAAACUUAUUGCCUUAACCGAAAGCUGUGUGAAAAACUAGACAAAACACUGCAAGAUCUUUCACCUUCACAGGAAAGAGACGACGCGAUGGCGGAGUUUAUAAGUUUGCUUAAUGUGAACACUAAUCGCAACAAGGUCAUGCAGAGACGUUUUAAUGAUAUCUCUUUGAAUGACUUAACUCGUACAAAUACUCACGAUAUGUUACUUCACGUUAGCGAUACACGGAAUAUAGCGGAAAGUGUUCUUAGAGUGUAUUCGAAAGACGACACACCCUUUGUUAUUUCAUCACUUGGACCAACUUGUGUUACAAAAGGCGUGGCAGACGUGCUUACGAAUCAUUUCAACCAAAGACAGCGCCAACUUGAAAAUGAUAUUUUACAUCAAUCACAGAAUAACAAAAACGAGCUACUACCCGACCUCACUCAAUCCGAAAGGCAACAAGCUGCAACAUGGCGGCAGAUUUAUUUUAUGUUAUGCGGUGGUAGAAGCUUACCUACGCUGGUGAGAGAACCCGAUGAAUGAGGACUUUGUGAAUUUAUAUUUUGAGUCUGAACUGAAAAAGAAGCCAGAUGAUUAAUGUGUUGGGGAACUUUUUUUCAGUGUCUGAACUAAACAAGACAAAGAUCUUGCCGACAAACUCCAGGAAAGACUCACCUGAGUUACUUUUGAGAUAUAAUCUAGAAAUGUCAUCUUCUAUAGAUGAGCGCUUAUUCGUUUUACAGCAACAUAACUCAGUUCGAAUUGCUUGUAACUUCGAAUGAUUCGGUUGUUGCUAACAAAGUCGACAACAAGUUACAUAUUAAAAAAACGCUCGAAAUCACUCGGUUGUCGCUAAAAAACUGUAUGAUGACUCGCAUAUUACGAACAUGAUCGAAAUGACUAGGUUGUAGCUAGCAAACUCGACAAUCGUUAUCUUCAGCCAAAUUUAUAUUGCUACUAGUGCGCACAUCAAAUGAAGGUUUUCUGAUCACUUUAGGAGUUCUUAUUUUCAAUAGCGACCUUUCUGACUGACAAUGGUUGCAACGAGAACACUCCGAAUGAUUCGCUUGUAGCAAUCAUUUCGUAAAAUAAUUCGAUUAGAUAGGAUGUAGCAUCCUCGUCCCCGGGGCUCUUUGUCAAGGUUGAUGACGUAGGCGGUAAUUCUUUAUUUAUAAACUUAACUUACUUUUUAUUUCAUUGUAUUUCUAAUUUGAUUUUAUAGUUACCAAUUGGCUCAUAUCAUUACCGUAAAUGUUUGA